This is a messenger RNA of Arabidopsis arenosa, 3042 nucleotides long. The record is from the annotation of a GenBank genome assembly. Lineage: Eukaryota; Viridiplantae; Streptophyta; Magnoliopsida; Brassicales; Brassicaceae.
AUUGCUGUAUUGUUUGGUUGCCUAUUCUUUAUUUCAUCGGAUAACAUGCAAACCCUCAUAGAAAAGUUUUCAGUCAAGUGGUGGUCCAUGUAUGCAUGCUUGCUCGGAUUUUUCUACUUCUUUUCUUCUCCAUUUAUCCAGAAGACUAUCAGACCAAAUUAUUCAAACUUCAGUCGGUGGUACAUUGCCUGGAUUUUAGUUGCAGCUUUGUAUCAUCUUCCAAAUUUUCAGUCAAUGGGUUUGGAUUUGAGGAUGAAUUUGUCCUUGUUUCUAACAAUUUACAUAUCUUCCAUACUCUUCCUUGUUGUCUUCCACAUCAUUUUUCUUGGCCUUUGGUAUGUUGGUCUUGUUUCUCGCGUGGCUGGAAGACGCCCAGAGAUCUUAACCAUUCUUCAAAACUGCGCUGUUCUUAGCAUGGCUUGCUGUAUAUUUUACAGCCAUUGUGGUAAUCGAGCUAUUCUGAGGCAAAAACCACUUGGAAGACAGUAUUCUAGCUGGUUUUCAUUUUGGAAAAGAGAACAUAGGCACAAUACCUGGCUUGCAAAAUUCAUUCGUAUGAAUGAGCUGAAAGACCAAGUGUGUUCGUCGUGGUUUGCUCCAGUUGGAUCUGCAAGUGAUUAUCCACUGUUAUCCAAAUGGUUCAUCUACGGGGAGAUUGCAUGCAACGGAUCAUGUCCUGAUUCAGCUGACGAAAUUUCUCCUAUAUACUCGUUGUGGGCCACAUUUAUCGGUCUUUACAUUGCCAAUUAUGUAGUGGAGAGAUCAACAGGGUGGGCUCUAACACACCCUCUGUCAGUCGACAAGUAUGAGAAGUUGAAGAAUCAGCAAUUGAAACCUGAUUUCUUAGAUAUGGUUCCUUGGUAUUCAGGAACAUCGGCUGAUUUGUUUAAAACUGUGUUUGACCUCCUCGUGUCAGUGACAGUAUUUGUUGGCCGCUUUGAUAUGCGGAUGCUGCAGGCUGCAAUGACCAAAUCUGGUGAUGCAACUGGGAGGAAGGAACUUUUAUAUGAUCACCUUGCUGAUAAGCAAGAUUUUUGGUUUGAUUUCAUGGCGGAUACUGGCGAUGGUGGGAAUUCAUCAUAUAGUGUUGCAAAACUUCUUGCUCAGCCUUCUCUCAGAGUGCCAGUGGCUAAUAAUUUUAUAUCUCUUCCACGGGGCAAUGUACUGCUUAUUGGAGGAGAUCUUGCAUACCCAAAUCCGUCAACUUUUACAUAUGAAAAACGUCUCUUUUGUCCUUUUGAGUAUGCGCUGCAGCCUCCCCGUUGGUAUAAAAAUGACUCUAUUGCUGUUGACAAGCCUGAAUUACCCAACGGAGUGUCUGAUCUGAAGAGUUAUGAAGGUCCUCAAUGUUUUCUCAUCCCUGGAAACCAUGACUGGUUUGACGGACUCAAUACUUUCAUGAGGUAUAUAUGCCAUAAGAGUUGGUUAGGCGGCUGGCUAAUGCCCCAGAAGAAAAGCUAUUUUGCCCUGCAGCUCCCCAAGGGAUGGUGGGUGUUUGGUUUGGAUCUUGCACUUCAUGGUGAUAUUGAUGUCGACCAGUUCAAAUUCUUUUCCGAAUUGGCGAAGGACAAGGUUGGUGAGAAUGAUGCUGUGAUCAUUAUCACGCAUGAACCAAACUGGCUUCUUGAUUGGUACUGGAGCGGCGAUACAGGGAAGAACGUGAGACAUCUGAUAUGCGAUGUUUUGAAAUACAGGUGCAAACUUAGAAUGGCAGGGGAUUUGCAUCAUUAUAUGCGGCAUUCAUGUAAUCAAUCAGAUGGACCUGCCCAUGUCCAACAUCUUCUUGUUAAUGGCUGUGGAGGAGCUUUUCUGCAUCCCACUCAUGUGUUCAGCAACUUUUCAAAGUUCUAUGGGGCCUCCUAUGGAAGCAAGGUUGCCUACCCCUCUUUUGAUGAUUCAAGCAAAAUUGCUUUGGGAAAUAUUUUGAAAUUCCGGAAAAAGAACUGGCAAUUUGAUUUCAUUGGUGGCAUUAUAUACUUUAUCUUGGUCUUUUCAUUGUUCCCUCAGUGUAAGCUAGCUCACGUCUUACGAGGUGAUUCGUUUUCUGGUCACCUGGAGAGUUUCUUAGGCACAGUUUGGAGCGCCUUUGCGUAUGUGAUGGAACAAUCUUAUGUGUCUUUUACCGGUGUCUUGAUGUUGCUGAUAACUGCAAUUACAUUUGUCCCCUCAAAAGUAUCUCCGAAGAAAAGGGUUUUAAUUGGAGUUCUUCAUGUUGCUGCUCACCUGAUGGCAGCUCUGAUUCUCAUGUUGAUGUUGGAACUGGGCAUAGAAAUCUGUAUUCAGCAUAAUCUCCUUGCAAAUUCUGGGUAUCAUACAUUAUAUGAGUGGUACAAAUCAGUGGAGAAUGAGCAUUUCCCGGACCCUACUGGCCUUCGAGCCCGUAUCGAACAAUGGACAUUUGGCUUAUAUCCUGCGUGCAUCAAGUAUCUUAUGUCAGCAUUUGAUGUUCCUGAGGUGAUGGCGGUUACCCGGACCAACAUUUGCAAACAUGGAAUGGAAUCACUUUCCCGAAGCGGAGCUGUUAUCUAUUAUGCUUCUGUCUUCCUUUACUUUUGGGUUUUCUCAACUCCUGUCGUGUCUAUGGUAUUUGGAAGCUACUUGUAUAUCUGCAUCAACUGGUUCCACCUACACUUUGAUGAAGCUUUCUCUUCACUCCGCAUUGCCAAUUACAAAUCUUUCACCCGUUUCCACAUCCUAGAAGAUGGAGACAUCGAAGUUUUCACGCUUGCAGUUGAUAAGGUGCCAAAAGACUGGAAACUGGACAAAGAUUGGGAUUCAGAGCCGAAACAGAGUUUCAAGAUGAGCUAUGAGAGAAAGUUUCCAAGUAAAUGGUGUGCCUCAACUGCCCAACAAGACCCUGUUAAUACGGUAAAGAUAGUCGAUCGUUUUGUCAUUCAUAGAUCACAAAAGGAAAACGGAGAAUGUUAGAUAUGGAUCAGCUCUUCACUGAUCUUUUGAUUGUAUCGCUCUAUUUUGUAUAAAGCUAGAAUAUAAUGUAGCCUCUUUAUUUUUAUUUGAGAUGAAUGAAAAUUGAUAGAAUAU